This is a messenger RNA of Tachysurus vachellii, 3432 nucleotides long. RefSeq names its product PTB domain-containing engulfment adapter protein 1-like. The record is from RefSeq and is a predicted model, not a curated record. The transcript is spliced from 9 exons. The coding region runs from base 2646 to 3251 and encodes 201 amino acids. Lineage: Eukaryota; Metazoa; Chordata; Actinopteri; Siluriformes; Bagridae.
UGCUGUGUCUCGCUCUGCUCACUCAAAGUCACACACAGAACAGCUCUCUGUCUCUCCCUCAGUCACUCGGGUUCGCGGGUCUUUUCCGUUAACGUUUAGGGUUUUUUACUUUGGGUUGUAACGUUAAUAAUACGUACUUACUAACCAGUAGAGUUCAGGUAAACGUGGGUUCGUUUUAAUGGGUUCGUUUAGUGUUAUAAAUAUUACAAAUUAAUUAUUACCGGUUAAAGCCCUGCCCAUUUCAAGACAACCUCGCCUACUUCCGGGUUAGGCCCCACCCACUCCGAGUACAGAUACAGAUACAGAUAAUUCAUAUGGUUAACAGAUACGGAUACAGAUACAGAUAAUGCUGUACUCGCUCAUCCCUAAUAAUGACUGUGUACAGUGAGAGUAUAAUAAGAGUGUAUGUCUGGACUGCAUUUGAGGUGUGUGUGUGUGAUCAUAACAUACCUGUGAUUAGAAGAACCCUUUAUUUGUCACAUAGCACAGGGAAAUAAUUUUUCCCAACAUAUUCCACCUUAUUUGAAAACCUUUUAUUCACCAUCUGAUGCUGUAGUUUUAAUGAUAUAGAUAUACUUCUGAUGCACAUGUGUCCAUUUUAGGAGGUUUUUUUGAGCUACAGGAGUUAGAGCAACUAUGCAGCUUCAUCAGCUCCAUACACAGCAAGAUGUGAUGCUCUUUGUGAUCUAACUCCUUUACAUUUACAUUUACAUUUACAGCAUGUGACAGACUCUUAUCCAGAGGGACGUACAUAAGUGCUUAAAUCUCUAACAUUGAAUACAUUAAUGCUGGAUCACUAAGUUACAUACUUAAGAUACCAUGAGUUUAAAACAUUUGUUCAAAGUUACAAUGAAAAAGUGUCAAAGGUUUUUUUUUAAUAAAUGCAAAAGAUAAGGAAAGAAGUGCUAGUUGAAGUGUUUCCUGAAUAAGUAGGUCUUCAACCGCCGCUUGAAAAUAUCCAGUGACUCAGCUGUCCGGACCUCUAGGGGAAGUUCAUUCCACCACCUUGGUGCCAGUACAGAGAAGAGUCUUCUAGUAUACUUGCCUCUUACCCUGAGAGAUGGUGGAACCAGUCGAGCAGUGCUGGUAGAUCGGAGGGUGCGGGGUGCAGUGCGAGGAGUGAUGAGGGCUUUGAGGUAAGAGGGAGCUGGUCCAUUUUUGGCUUUGUAGGCCAGCAUCAGUGUUUACUGAUUUACUGAUGCUGUGUUUACCAGCAUCCUUUACCCCUAUUAGAGCCCAUUCACUUUAUAAGCAGUAUGUGCUACAGUAGCUCGUCUGUGGGAUCGGAACAAAUGUGCUCCCCCUGUGCAUUAGUGAGUCUUGGGUGUCCAUGACCCUAUAGCUGGAUCACCGGUUGAUCUUCCUUGGAGAACUUUUGGUAGGUAUUAACUACUGCAUAACCAAAACACCACAUAAGACCUGCUUUUUUGGAGAAGCUCCGACCCAGUUGUCUAGACAUCACAGUUUGUCUCAGUCGCUCAGACACUUUUUUCUGCAUCUAACACAUCUAAAACUUUGUCACAUAUACAGCCAUACACAGUACAAUAUAUAAUUAGGUGCUUUAUUGACUGUCAUGUGUGUGAUGUGAAUGAGGUACAGGAAACUGUCCACUCUCUAACCACUGUGGUAAUGCUGAGCUGAAGCAGCUGGAGUUCAUCUCCUGCUUCUUGCUGAAGUCCACUAACAACUGCUUUGUCUUCCUGACAUUCAGGAAGAGGAAGUUGUCCUGGCACCAGUUCUCCAUGCUUUUAAUCAUGGUCAGAGAACUGUGUUAGCAAACUUGAAUAUGGUGGUAGAGUUUGAAGAAGCCACACAACUGUAGAUGUACAAUGAGUACAUCUACGGCACAGGACUGGAGGGCUCCAGUGCUGAUGAAGAAGGUCUUUUUGUCAGGAAGUUGGAGAUCUGUUGACAAAGGAUGGAAAAAAUCCCAGGACCCACAACCUGGUGGUGAGCUUGUAAGGUAUUAUGGUGUUAAAUGCCAAACUUUAUUCAACAAAAAUCAUCUGGUUUGUAGUGGGUCCAGGGUGUCAGCUAAUGAAGAGUUGAAGUCUCUAAUAAGCCUUUGAAAGCACUUUAUCAAAAUGAAGAUAAGGGCUACUGGGCAAUAAUUGUGUUCUCAGGAAGAGUUGGUUUUCUUUGGGACAGGAACAACUGUUUAAAGUAUUUAGGGUGUUCAAGGGAGAACUUUAAUAUGUCUGGUGUUAGCAAAAAUGCUGGAAAUGUUAACUGAUCAAAGAACCCUGCUAGCCUCAAUGCUAGCAUAAAAAGUCUUUAUCUUUUCUUCCAGGGAAGCAUACACAUUUUUUUUGUUUAGAGGACGGUGUCUUGUAGUUUUUCAUGGUUCUCAGUCCCUGCUGCAGGCUCCUAGAGCCACCCUGUGGAAAAUCGUGUUUCUUCCCCUAUUCCCACUUCACUUACAUCCAUGUUUUGAGUGUCUCUAGAGCUUUACCCUGGCCCUGAGGUCGUCAGACUGAACUUUGGCUUACAGAAUGCCAGGGUAGCAUAGUGAACAGGGAGCACCAGUCCUCAGCCAGUCCUCAUAAUGCAGGCUUGUUUCCCUCAGGGACGCCUUAGGCCACGACUUUCAAUUUACAAUUCAAAGAUCUGUUUUUUCCCCUCUGUGUUGGACUGUGUGAGCAGCGAUGAGUGACAGUGAAAACGAUAGUGAAAUUUACUUCUCUGUUAAAUUCCUUGGCCGUGUCGAGGUGACGUGUCCGGUGGGAAUGGAGAUUCUGAUGGAGGCUGCAGCAGCACUGCAGAAAGAGAAGAAGAAAAAGAAUAAAGUUCACCUGUUUCUCUCCAGAAGAUCCAUUGAUAUCCUGGAAUUUAAGACUAAAUUCAUGAAGUACUCCUGCACUCUCUCGUCCGUGUCUUUCUGCGCUGUUCAUCAGAUUCAAUCCAAACUGUUCGGCUUCAUGGCGAAACACCCGGCUCUCGACUCACACCACUGCUAUGUCUUCCAGAGCACAAAGUUUUCUCACCUGUUGGUGUCAGUGAUGUGUGAUGCUGUCAAGGCCAGCAGACGCUCGGACAGCGUGAGGGGAAGUCGUGACCUGGUGGUGGAGGCUCUCAGACACAAGAAUAAAUUGCUGCAAAGGGAGAAUGCAGAACUAAGAAAUAAACUUCAGGGGAAAGCAGGAAUAGACAGCUCUGAGGAAGAAAUGGAUAACUCUGAAACAGAUCAACCCACAUCACAUGUGAGAUUCAACUCAGGCAGAGAUGCAACCUCUUUGCAAAGAAACUUCUAAGUGAGAGAGUGUGUGUGUGUUAAGAAGUGGUGAAGCCCCCCUGCAUAACUGAAACACACAGAUGAGUGUGUAAGCAGUGAUGUCAAAGGACUGGAUAAUGUUUGAGACAAGCUAGAGAGAAACUGAUUUUAAUAUUAUAUAUUAAUUUUAAUGUAUUAAACUACAAUAAUCUCUAAUUAAA